UCCCAUUUAAAAAUGACGGACUCCCCAGCCUUCUGAGCUGUUUCCCUCUUUGACGAAGAAAUUCUCUCCGCCUCUACGGAGACCGAGAGGGAAAAAGGGAAAAAAACUAUAAGGAGAGCAAGAGACGGCGAGAGAGAGGCGAAGCGAGAGCGAGAGAUCGUCGUGGUGUGCUAGCUUGGAAUCGGAAUCAAUGGCGGAGCAGCUGACGGAGGAGCAGAUCGCGGAGUUCAAGGAGGCCUUCAGCCUCUUCGACAAGGACGGAGAUGGCUGCAUAACUACCAAGGAACUGGGCACUGUGAUGAGAUCCUUGGGACAGAAUCCCACUGAAGCUGAACUGCAGGAUAUGAUUAAUGAAGUUGAUGCUGAUCAAAAUGGAACCAUUGAUUUUCCUGAGUUCUUGAAUUUGAUGGCACGCAAAAUGAAAGACACUGAUUCUGAAGAAGAACUCAAGGAAGCAUUCAAAGUGUUUGACAAGGAUCAGAAUGGUUUUAUAUCUGCUGCCGAGCUCCGCCAUGUGAUGACAAACCUUGGAGAGAAGCUAACCGAUGAGGAAGUGGAGGAGAUGAUACGAGAAGCAGAUAUUGAUGGUGAUGGGCAAGUGAACUAUGAGGAGUUUGUGAGGAUGAUGUUGGCCAAGUGAGAAUCCCAUCUUUUCCAUGGGGAACUUUCUAACCGCACUUCAAACUCUUGUUACGAGUAUCAGCAUUCCCCAUUAUCCACCUUUCAUAUAUUCGCUGGAUUAGCUUUUGCCUUUUCUGGUUUCCCUUUCUUUUAGCUGUUAAGCCCCUACCUCAGGAGUUCGGUAUUGAUGAGGUUAUUUGUGUGAAUGACUCCUUGAUAUAAGUACCUUACCUCUCAGGGACCAUAUAUGUUUGGCAGAUUUGAAGUUGCAGAAUGAGAUGAUAAGCCUUUCUAUAUGCUGAUAUCAAAAUGGUGAUACCUCAAGUUAAUGUUA
Messenger RNA from Phoenix dactylifera (date palm), 955 nucleotides. Its product is annotated as calmodulin. Gene Ontology annotation, molecular function: calcium ion binding. Gene Ontology annotation, cellular component: myosin II complex. NCBI's taxonomy places the organism in Eukaryota, Viridiplantae, Streptophyta, Magnoliopsida, Arecales, Arecaceae. The record is from RefSeq and is a predicted model, not a curated record.